Messenger RNA from Syngnathoides biaculeatus (alligator pipefish), 2336 nucleotides. It is a transcript of the gene lfng, whose product is annotated as LFNG O-fucosylpeptide 3-beta-N-acetylglucosaminyltransferase. Gene Ontology annotation, biological process: pattern specification process; regulation of Notch signaling pathway. The transcript is spliced from 8 exons. Lineage: Eukaryota; Metazoa; Chordata; Actinopteri; Syngnathiformes; Syngnathidae. Gene Ontology annotation, cellular component: Golgi membrane. Gene Ontology annotation, molecular function: O-fucosylpeptide 3-beta-N-acetylglucosaminyltransferase activity. The record is from RefSeq and is a predicted model, not a curated record. Bases 84 to 1199 code for a protein of 371 amino acids.
AAAAAAAAAUAAAAAUAAAAAAGUUACCGUAUGGAAUUUGCGUUGGAAAUUCGCCGCUUUCGUUGUAUUUGUUCAGUUCAGUCAUGUUGAAGAACAACGGGAAGAAGACGGCCGUCAGCGUGGGCACCGCGGCGGCUCUCUGCCUGCUGAUGUUAGUGGUCGCCGUGCGGCAUCACGGAGCUCACGUGGCCGCGGAGAGCACCGGCCCGGAGGAGAGUCGCUCGCUCCCCGGGGAUGAGGAUGACCCGGCGGCGGAAGGCGCCGGGCGCAAGGCGUUCACGGCGUACUUCGGCAAGCUGAGCCGCGGGCGCAGGGAGGCGGAGAAGCCCGCCACGCGCUCCCCGGGCUCACCCGGCGACCUUGCGACGCCCCCGGCCGAGGACAUCGGACCCGACGACCUGUUCAUCGCGGUGAAGACCACCAAGAAGUUCCACCAGUCCAGACUCAGUCUGCUCUUGGACACUUGGAUCUCCAGGAGCAUGCAACAGACGUACAUUUUCACAGACGGCGAGGAUGAGGAGCUCAAAAGGAAAAUCGGGAGUCGCGCCAUCAACACGAACUGUUCGGCAGCUCACAGCCGACAGGCCCUGUCGUGCAAGAUGGCCGUGGAGUACGACAAGUUCAUCGAACUGGGCAAGAAGUGGUUCUGUCACGUGGACGACGACAACUACGUGAACGUUCGCGCUCUGCUCAAGCAGCUCUCGCAGUACCAGCACACCCAGGACGUGUACAUCGGGAAACCCAGCCUGGACCGGCCCAUAGAAGCCACCGAGAGGCUGGGCGACAACAAGAUGAAGCCAGUCAACUUCUGGUUUGCCACUGGUGGGGCGGGCUUCUGUGUGAGUCGUGGACUGGCGCUCAAGAUGAGCCCGUGGGCCAGCGGCGGCCAUUUCAUGAACACUGCGGAGAAGAUCCGCCUGCCCGACGACUGCACCGUGGGCUACAUCAUCGAGUCGGUGCUGGGCGUCUCUCUCAUCCGCAGCAACUUGUUCCACUCGCACCUGGAGAACCUGCAGCAAGUGUCCAGACCGGACAUCCACAAGCAGAUCACUCUCAGCUACGGGAUGUUUGAAGACAAGAGCAAUAUCAUCAACUUGAAAGGACCUUUCACCCUUGAGGAGGAUCCAUCCAGGUUCAAGUCCGUCCACUGCCUCCUGUACCCCGACACCCCGUGGUGUCCCCCCCAGGUUGCCUUCUAGGGCGACCGCUCCUCCCUCAUCCUCGUCCUCAGUCUCGCCUCGGUAUCUGAAAGGCGGGCGAGGACCAAUGUAUUUUUGAUUAUUAUUUUUUUUUUUUUUUUUGGGUCAAGACCGCGUCAACGCUGGGUUCUUCCAGCGAGCGCUACGCGGCCGUUUUUGUGUAAGUGGGCUGCUGUGCGGCCCGCCGCUUACGGGACUCGCGCGACUUUUUUUUAAAGCUUUGCAGGCAAUCAUCUUGAGCUUUUUUGUAAAUGUUGCUUGUAAAUGUAUCUUGCAAUUCUUAUAGAAUGUAUUUCAUAUUUUCAUGCCAGAUUUUUGUCAGCUUUACGCCAUCUUUUUUUUUUUUUUCCAUGUUAGCUUUUUAAAAAAAGAAAUGGAAAUGCUACAAAGCAUUCAGAUGACUCCGGACAAAGGCUCUCACGUGAAGAUUUUGUUGUGUUUUUACAUAAACAGCGUUAUGAUUUGACCUCAUCUGAAGUUCAUCAGGACGAAGCACUUUGACCCCCUUCCAAAAAAAAAAAAAAAAAAAAAGAAUUACAAAAUGUCCUGGAAUGACUUCAGAUUUGUGUCAAAAGUAACAAAAACAACCCUGCAAAAUCUCAAUUCACUUGUAUGCUCCCUGCAUGUAUUACAAUCAGGAGGGAAAUAUUUGGAUUGUUAUGAUUUUGAAUUGCACAGCUGAAUUAACAAAUGAGCUGACGUUUGCCGUCGGAAAAAACGCUCGACCGCGCAUCAAAAACACGAUUGUUGUAUAUUUUGCAUGCAGUAGUAUCAUCUGGUUCGCUGAGUACCGCGAGGUGAGGACUCGAACCCGAGCACCGUCAGCGUCGCUGCAUGGAGUCGACCCAUAUUGGGUUAUGCCGUACUGUACAUGAUGAUGAUGACUACAGUAUUGUGUACUGUGCCUUUUGUUAGAAACCGUUAUGUACAGGCAUGUUUUGGCUGUAUUUUUUUAAAAAAUUGUCUGAGCCUUUUUAUUCUCCAGCAUCUGGGGGGGUGGUUGGAACAGCUCAUUCCCAAUAAAGACGUCUCAGGGAUUAUGAUCUGAUUCCUGCUAUUUAACUCACACGGGCCCGGUGGCGACAGCCCGAAACGUCAGAAAUAAAAGUGCAUAACCACUGAGAAACAUCUGGACGU